This is a messenger RNA of Nothoprocta perdicaria, 2759 nucleotides long. RefSeq names its product methyltransferase like 22 (gene METTL22). Gene Ontology annotation, cellular component: nucleus. Gene Ontology annotation, molecular function: protein methyltransferase activity. Gene Ontology annotation, biological process: protein methylation. The coding region runs from base 382 to 1566 and encodes 394 amino acids. Lineage: Eukaryota; Metazoa; Chordata; Aves; Tinamiformes; Tinamidae. The record is from RefSeq and is a predicted model, not a curated record. The transcript is spliced from 11 exons.
AGUGCCCCCUGUUGCUUUGCAGGCCUGCGCUUAGUUUUAGCGUAUUGCCUGUUUUUUAUUUGUUUGCCUAUUUUUUCCCCUAACAAGGUAGUUGCAGCUUUUCCUGCAGACGCAGAGCGUGGCCGUGAGCUAACAACCACUAGCCGUGGUUAACCCGUUGGAACACGGCUUAAUAUCCUGAAGUGCAAAUUAAAGCCUAACUGGAGCAUGCUGGAGCUUGCACAAAUGCAACUUGCCAGAAAACUCAAACUCUGUCAUGAAAUAACCGUGUUGAACAAACUUCACUUGAUGUGAACUAAAAGAAGAGUAACAAAUCACUUCAUACGAGCACUUCACAAGGGGCUGUUUUAUUGUUGUAGAUGUCCGUCUCACCAGUUUAGCAUGGUGGAUGUAGCAGAGAAAGAGAUUAUGGACAACCUCACAUUUAAAAGUGAUACUGUGCUCUCUGAUGUUCACUUACACUGUCCAAACAAAAGGCAUCUCAUGGUGCGACUGAAUGCAGCUGGACAACCAGUAUUCUUGUCACAUUUCAAGCUCCUUUGGAACGCUUACAACUGGGCAUCUGAGCAAAAUGCAAGAGAAGCUACAACAGAAAAAGAACAGCAGUACAAAAGCAGAGGAGAGUUGUGUGACAAGGACAGGAAUAAUCCAAAAAAUGAAGGAGAAUUAAAUAUUAAAGGCUUAGAAGUUCUGCUAGAUGAGGAUGGAGACUUGGAAGUUGUCCGAAGAGCUCAGGAUGCCUCUGAUUCAGAAGAGGAGGAUCUAUUGAGGGAUAGGGUGUGUCCGGUAAUUCUGGUAAGAGGGGAAGAUGAUGCUUUCGGAGAUGAAGAACAAGAACACACUUGCAAUGAUGUCAUUAAAAUAGAACAUACUAUGGCAACCCCUUUGGAAGAUGUUGGUAAGCAAGUCUGGCGUGGAGCCUUUCUUCUUGCUGAUUAUAUCCUCUCUAAAUGGGACAUGUUCAGGUGUUGCACAGUCCUGGAGCUUGGAGGUGGCACGGGAAUUACAAGCAUCAUUAUGGGAACAGUUGCAAAGAGAGUUUACUGCACAGAUGUUGGUGAAGAUCUUCUGGCCAUGUGUGAACGUAAUGUUGCAUUAAACAAACACCUGAUUGAGCAGGGAAGAAGUGAAAUUAAGGUUAAAGAAUUGGAUUGGAUGCGAGAUGACUUCUGCACUGAUCCUGCAGCUCCUUAUAGGUGGUCUGAAGCAGAGAUUGCUGAUUUGCAUGACCACUGUACUGUGAUGAUGGCAGCUGAUGUGUUCUAUGAUGAUGACCUGACAGAUGCCUUGUUCAGAACACUCUAUAGAAUCACACAUAACUUGAAAAAUUCUUGCACAGUUUAUUUAUCAAUAGAAAAGAGGCUGAACUUCACUUUAAGACAUAUGGAUGUUACAUGUGAGGCCUACAAUCACUUUAGAAAUACUCUAAAUGAUCUCGAGAACCUCCAAGAUGGAAAAAUGAAAUAUAUUGUGGAGCCCAUUAAACUCGAUUUCUGCCAGUUUCUCAUUUAUGAACGAACUGAGCAGUUGGAACUGUGGAAGGUCUUUGCUGAACAGCUGACGUGACUGGGACAUGAGAAAAAUAAAACAUAGUUUGAGAAAAGAUAAAGGCUUUUUGGAUGCCAAAUUUAAAAUGGAUUCUUGUCCCAAGAAAAGGAUUUUUUUCUGGUGGAAUCAUGUUCUUGGAAAGUGAUAGCUUGCUUCAGUAAUUUAUAUUUUCGUGCUUUGGACAUGGUUUCUGUAUCACUUUCUGUUAUGAAAGUAUUUCACACUGGUCCUCAGAGUACAGAUCCAAAACAAUUUCUCUGCCUGAUAAUACCCCAUAAUGUUGCAUCUUGAACUGUGUCAAAGCUGGGGUGCUGUAUGUUCUUGAGCUUUUGUGAUUUAGUUCUUAAAUUCUGACAAAGAGCUAUCUAACGUUUUUCCAUAGGGCUGGUUUGCAAAUGUGCAUUUUCAUUUUUCGCUUUCUGAACUUAGGUGCUGUUUCCAGUCUCAAGCCAAUUCCAUGUUAUUUAUAGACCUGUUUGAAACUGUCUUCCAGGCAAGGCUUAGUUGUCUUUAACAGACUCUUUGUUUCCCUAUCUUUUAAGAAAUCCGUUUAUGAAAUACAGUCUUUCAAUUUAUCCUACCAAUACCAUUCUAGUUUAGGGCUACUGUCUUAUUUGUAAGGAGACAAAAUGCAUUUAGGUUUAAGCCUCUCAAAAAAGAUCUUGCAGGUAUGUUUUCCUACUGGCAGUUUAAGCUCUUCUGCCCUUGCCAGGCUGAAGGUGGAAAGAUUUCAUACCAAAGGACUUGAUUCCAUUCUUUAAAUGUCACAACUUUUGCCCUCGGUACAUUUGAGGUUGGGGAGCAGCAGAUGAGCGGUGUCAGAAAUGUCUUGACUGUACAGAUGAAGUCUUCUGUGUCCUUGGGUUUUGGGUUAAAGUAAAACAUAUUGAUCAAAUCUCUUCUGAGCAAUUAAAGAAGCCAAAACUCAUAAUGUUUGCAUUUUAUAUUUUUAAUGCCUACUAUUGCAUUAUAUUACUUGCCACAUGUACAGUUAGUGAAGCUUUUUUGUUGUUUUCUAUUUUUUUUUUAGCUUUAUGAGAGUGUUAAUAAUAAACAUAAUAUAUGAGGUGGAUGUAUAAUGUGGGUAACAAGCCCGAAAAUGCUAGACAGGCACAGGACUUCCAGUUCAUAUAGUUUAUGGAAAACUCAAAUAAUUCAGUAUUAUGAAGUUGGACAGUCUUGGACUAUAAGCUACUGGAAAAGAAUUUGCA